Molecule: messenger RNA, 5056 nt
Organism: Amoebophrya sp. A25
Lineage: Eukaryota; Dinophyceae; Syndiniales; Amoebophryaceae
Source: the annotation of a GenBank genome assembly
UGCACGGUGAGUGCGGGUUAGGAAAUAUGUAACUUACCUUCAUCCGUUCUGUACUGCAUGGACAUGAAAUUUUUUUGAUGCCUGCGAGGACACAUUUUUCACAGCUGCAAGAAGGAAAGAAAGUGAUGAUGAUCAUUCAUGAUGGAGGUAUCUUCUUCUUCAAGACGGACUAGUACUGCUCUGCGACGCUAAUGAUAGCCGCUAGGGAGCUGAUCACAAUCACAUCGUGACACGGCUACGGAGCUGAAAAUUAUGGCGUUCAUCCGCAGCAUCAAUGCUACCACGACUUCACAGGCUCAGCUUGGAGAGGAUGAGCUAGGGCACUUCCUGGCGCAUGGUGAAGGAGCUCCGAUAAUGGUAGAGGAUCCAGGUUCGAGUACUUCAGGUGUGACUGUAGGGUCUGCAACCGUAAAUGAUCCAGGAGGUGGAGGUGGUGCAUCAAUUAUGGUGCAGGGGUGAACCAAGAAGACAGAUGUACGCAGUACCAGAAGAAGUGUAGAUUCAAAUCUUCAUUGUCACCACGAAGACGUGCUCUCACUAGGACAGGGAGAUUUCCAUAAUUUACUCUCUCCUUCAUCUCUAACUAGUUCAAUCCUCUAACUCCAACCUCGCAUCCAAGACAUCUUCGAAGUCACCGGACGUGGUUAGAGCACAGGCAAUAGAACAUCUGCGAAGCGCCUACAAGGAGUACUGCGAUUGGCAGAGCGAGACUCAGCAAGAAUUUUUAGAUAACGCGGAGCCGAAAGAGAUUGUAUAAUUUUGAUGACAAGAACUCUCAACAGGAUUUUUUUGAGAUAUUCUUAUAGAUGCCGUGGUGGAUAUUAUCUGUAGGAGGUGCGGCUUGGCCGCGAAGCGGUGGACCCUCAAGAACCUUAACCUUAACCAUAUUAUAUAUCUGUAGGAGAGAUCUUCUGAUUUGGAUUUCAGUUGGCAGUGCAUCUGUUGCGACUCCCUUGGAUUUGGUUGCUCUUGCCGGGGUAGGGGGAGGGUGCUCCGAUUGGAUUUCAUUAGGUUUUCGAAAUCCAGAUUGAUAAAGCCGGCCGGAUUUGCUCUGGAUUUCUCCUACAGAUAAUAUCCACCACUGGAUUUGCUCUGGAUUUCUCCGAAAUCCAGGUUUUAGAUACCGUGGUGGAUAUUAUCUGAAUGAUGACCAACGUCAAAAUCAAUCUAUUACUUGUACUCCUUAGCGAGUUGAUAUUUUCAAAAAACACCACACUAAAUGCAAACAAAAGAAGAUCGAGAUGAUGAAAUGAGAACUAAAGAAAGAACUAAGAACAAUCCCCUCUCCCUCAUGCACUUAGGUAGCCCCUCUACCUCACGAAUAGGCACAUCAAUCAAUCAAUGCACAGUGUCACGAUGUCGCAUCGUUCCGAGAGCGCGUGUUGGUUUGGGAGGAACGUGCGUUGGGGUUUGAUGAGAGGACAAGGACCAUGGAUGAAGAAAUGCACAUGUUGCAGAUGCAGCAGCAUGAUAUGGAUGACGUUUUUUGCAUCUCUCAGACCAUGGUCUUCUAGGCUGCCCCUUUUUCUCUUGAACGUUUAUAGUAAUGCAAGUGUCGAUUACGACACUUUGCCCCUUUUUCCUUUGAACGUUUACAGGCUAAAGGGGAGCCUCGAUGAUCUGCCUAGAUGGAAAAAACCACAUCCAUACAUGAGGUAGCAGAAGCAGGCCAGAAAAGGUAUUUGCAGAGUAAGUACGAUAUCGACAACGAAAUUGCCGAAGUUUGCCGCAGGAAUCUCGAAUUUCGUGCGGAACAAGCUGCAGAGGAGCGAGAAGGGAAAUCGGGAGAUGCUGGUGAAGGUUUUGUAUCUCAAGUAGAAGACCAAGAUGAAAAGACGACGAAGGAGACAGGGAAUGGCGAAGAGGCUUCAACUUAGGGCUUGUGAUAGAAUUCGCUUGAGGGAAGUCGUAGGUCCAAUCCGAACCAUCUAACACCAUCAUCCGAAUUCAAAUUUCCGUUUUCUUGCCCUCCGUUUCCUUUUUGUUAUUCUGAAGAAGCGAUCUGCAGAAAUGAGCUGAGCUCUAAUCUACACCAGUAUUUGAGCCACCAUCAGUAGAUGUCCUGAAAGCACGACAAGCGGAACUACUGUUGCGAUUGCAGUACGAGGUACAAAGAAAGCAGUUCGAACUGCAGUUAAGAAAUAAGAAUUCUAGUUCAUUCUCUAUAGGCAUACGUGCAUAUUGAUCACCAGGAGUAUUAUGUCAGGUAGGAGAUGAACAGGAUCAGCUUGUCGAGCUAGACUUAAAAUCUCUAGUAAGUUCUUGAUUGUCACUAGAGAGGGUAGAGAUAUGAUUGGUUAAGUUUUGUAUUUGAUAUUAGGAUGUUGUAAGGUAUGACGUUAUUAUUGUAUUAUUGUGAGGAGCAAGGUAUGUAAUGAUGGAUGUAUAUUGUGAUGACUAGUGUUGGUAUGGGAUGAGCAUGUAUUUUGAACUGGAGCUCAUAUCGUCGCUGCAUCUAGAAGUGCAGCGUCUUGACAUCUUCACGUUAUUAUGGAAGUCAGUAUCCCUGCUUCUAGUUCUAACACAGGAGUUGAAAGAUCUGGUGCGACGACGGGAAAUAUGCAUAAAGCAAAUAGAAGCACGGACGAAAGGCUUCAACGAUGACCUCUACAAAAAUUUCAGGAUGCAGCAGGAAGAAGUUGCAGUACCGGGCAUGGAAUUAUGCUUGGUUACCCGCUCAAUAUUAAUCAUGAGUGGAGGUUGAUAACUUCAACUGCUUAGAAUUCUCGGACUGUUGAGUUCCAAAGAACUCAGCAUGCAUAUCCUUAUGUGCAGCUGCUGAGCCCUGGUUUUGUAAACCUAUCUAUGAAAAUACUCCUAUUUUACAGUAUUUGGCUGGUCACGCUGAUGCAGCCACUUGCGUCUUUUCCACCGUUUCGUCUAAGAUUACGAGGUAUGGUGCAGUUUGUAUCGGCUGGCCCGACCGAGUCAGCGGGAGCCUGGGCUAUGAUGAAGGAGCUGGAAACGAGGCUGGAUGAGGUCCAGAUUACCACAGCACAAUACCAGGAAGCCUUGGCGACAAGACAGGAAAAUUGCGCGUGGCUGGAAGAGGCAUUGGUACUUGUCAACAUCUCGUCAGGAUUCGACUCCCCAUCAAGUAAGUAAGUACUACCAUCUACAACUCACAGAAUUCGAACCAAACUGGUUUCAGAAUUCAUAAUAUUUCAUCACGUCAGAACCGCGCGCGAGACUUGUCGGAGAAGUUGCGGUCUGCGGAAGAGCUGGAACCUGACAGUGUGGAUGCGGAAUUUCAGACAGCGUUGUCUGCUGCUGCGCUUGAAGCCGAGGUUGAAGCCCAAAGAGCGGAGGAAUCUAGCACAGCCAAGCAGCAACAGCAGCUGAAGAAUGAUCUCCAAGAAGAUGUUGAAAGCGUCGACGCACAACAGAGCAGUUUACGUAGUGGCGCAGACGACGCAAGUAUUACAGCCAAUGGUAAUCAUGGAGAAGAUGCUUCAAUAGGGGAUGACCAAGGUGCGAGUAUGGGGGUGCAACAGCCGGCUCUGCCCACCCCGAAUCCGGCGAACGUGAGUCCACAUGUCUAUCCAACCGCAACGCCACAACGAGGCACACCACAGAGACGAAAUACCACUGCAGGAGGUACUUUUUUGGUUGCACUUCGUAUUUUUUUGGAAGUGUUAGUCUACUUUACAAACCGGGCUAUGCGUACUAUGGGGAUAUUGGAAAUCGCCAGCAUGAGGAAAUGUGUUAUCACAACUGCAGCUGAGCUUGCUGCUUUCCCACGACAGCGAUAUCACAUUCAGGUCGUGCUUCGCCCAGUCUGACGGGAUCGGGGCGAAGAAACUCAGCAAGAGGAAGUCGCCUAUCGGGAAGUGGAGCUCCGGACUACAAUUUCACCCCCUCAAGCCGCGCAACGGCGGAUACAGGAGUAUGUUGAUUUUCUCUUUACCACACGUAUUUAGCAGUAGAACAUGUAACGAUCACCUUGCAAACGACAUUUUUCUCAUUUCUAGUGUUAUCAUGUUCACGAUUCACCGAUCCACUCCAGAUGACAAGGAGCGGAAGGGUUGCUGCCGCAGCUACUCCCUCUUCCUCUUCGGCGGCUCCGAAUCCAGGAAAAACGACCGGAGCAGCUUCAGACGGUCGGUCAGGUGCAGCUGCGCGCGGUGUUAGCAUUAGCCAUCGCAGUGGCCAGCUUGCGCGAGAUGCACAGGGCAUCACAGCGCCGAAUAGGAGCAGGAAAGGUAGCCAAAAAAGCAGUGGAGGUGCUCAGAUUACAUUUUCUCCAGGGAAACAGGCCAUACGAACGGGUAUCAACAACAUAAACACCAACUUGCAGAAGCAGCAGGAGGAGAUGUCGCAGUUUAGCAGAAUAGGUGCAACACGCGCAGCAGCAUCAACGACUCCCACAGGAUCAGUAUCAGGAGGCGGCGGCAGAGGCGCUUCGGGAGGAGCUUCACAAGCAGACGCAUCGAGUUUCUUAUGGUGUUAAUUCUGGUUUGUCCUGCAUUGUGUCUUUGGUUUGCAGAGGGCUGUUAGAAUGGCGCAUCACCAGGGAACUAUAGGUGAGUACUUAAUCAAGGAUACGUUCUGUCGACACCUCUAAGAGAGUUAUCUGCAGCUGUCACAGGCAGGAGUCCUGCAACAAAAGCGAGUGCGCGCGGACCAGCAUCGGCGCGUGGGGGUGGAUACGUCGUCGCGUCGAGUGCGUCUGGGCAGCGGUCCCCUUCUCAGCGGGCAAGAGGAAUUACCAGAAGCAGUGCAGCGAUGGCGGGUGGCGGGUCUUUCAACAGCAGCGGGAAAGGCGCAUCUCUCGCUUCGUCUAAUGGCACCAGUGUCCGAGGUGGUCGUUUGCAAUCCUCAGCGGGUGCGAGCGGUUCUGCACCAGGGGUCGGCACUGGUCCGUCAACGGCCACUGAAAAGCUGCGUCCACCACGGAUCACGGCAGACGCUGCUCCGACCAUCCCAGAGGAUGAAGAAGGCCAGUUAAGCGUCCCGAACAGUGCGGACGACAAACCCUUAGAGCGCAGCUUUUUGUCCAGUGGCAGCGACGGCGACCCUCGCAUCGACGCGAUUCCGUCGCGACCUCCACCGUUCC